Messenger RNA from Ramularia collo-cygni, 1323 nucleotides. RefSeq lists its product as uncharacterized. Lineage: Eukaryota; Fungi; Ascomycota; Dothideomycetes; Mycosphaerellales; Mycosphaerellaceae. The record is from RefSeq and is a predicted model, not a curated record. The coding region runs from base 1 to 1323 and encodes 440 amino acids. The transcript has a single exon.
AUGGUCUUCAACAUGCUUACUUCUAUCUCGGCAAUCCUGCUUCUCGCUGGACACGCAACCGCUCACAUGAUCAUCAACGAGCCGGUCCCUUUUGGCAAGCCAACCACCAGCCCUCUUCAUCCCGUCAAGCCAGGAAGCCCCGAGUCGGAUUACCCCUGCCAGCACAAAGCGGGCACGCCGUGGGACAUCACUACCAUGAACAACAUGACUGUCGGGGUACCCAGCCCACUCACUUUCAGCGGAAGCGCUACUCACGCUGGAGGCACUUGUGUGCUUUCCAUCACCCUCGACAAGGAGCCCACCGCCUCAUCAGUUUUCAAGACGAUCAAAGUCUUCGAAGGUGGUUGCCCAAGCGCCCCGACGGGUAGCGGCGACCCACUGGCAUUCGAAUUCACCAUUCCCAAGGGAUUCCCCAACGGCCAGGCUACCUUUGCGUGGCUUUGGUACAACAAGCUAGGUGGAACCCGUGAGGUGUACAUGAAUUGCGCGCCAAUAACCAUUUCUGGCGGUUCAGACUCCAAGGAGGCGUUCGACAGUCUGCCCAACCAAUAUCUGAUCAACCUCCCCCCUUCGGAGUGUCAAGGUGUUGAUAGCACAGACCUUAUCAUUCCCAACCCUGGCAAAGACGUUGUGAAAGCCGCAGGCGCCAUCCUCAAAGAGGCCACUGGCCCAAGCUGUGCUGCUGCCGCGGCCGCACAGACUUCAGGACUUUCCGGUUAUCAGACCGCAUCGCCCGACAGCAACAGCCCUCCAGCUGACUCUUCUGCCUCUUCAACCGCGAGCGAAGCUCAACCAACAUCAGCACCUGCCAGCUAUGGCGGUGGUCCAUCCAGCAUGAUCACCAUCCAAACAGCUGCUCCAUCCAGCAUGAUCACCAUGCAAACGGCAGCUCCAGCGCCUUCCUCGCCGGCUGUCGUGUCUGACAGCCCAUUGAGYAUCGUCCCCAUCCCCACCAUCUCUACGGCUGCUCCAGCGUCCUCCUCGCCAGCGGGGAUUCCCGACUCGAUGGGACCACCAGCUUCCUACCCAACUCUCACACCUUCUUCUGGCGCGGGCAUUUCCGGUCCUGGCACCACAGCCGGCACCGGCGCAGCUCCUAUCGCCACUGGCUCAACUUCAUCGGGCUCGACCUGCUCCACCAACGGAGCUCUGGUCUGUAACGGCGCAUCCCAGUUCGGUCUUUGCAACAAUGGCAAUGUGGUCUGGCAGGCUGUCGCUGCGGGUACAACUUGCUCGAACGGCCAGAUCAUGAAGCGCUCGGAAUUCCGUCACGCCCAUGUCCGUCGCCACGCACAGAACGGAUGGUUCGGAUGGGUAGCAUAG